AUGCAGCGGCAGCCCGCACGCGCUGUGCGCAGCCCCUGUGCAGGUCUGGCCCUAGCGCUCCUGUGCACGGGCCCCUGGCUCGCUGCCGCCCUUGCCCCGUGGGGACAUGAAGCUCAGUGCGAAGUGUGUAAAGGAUUUUUGGACAGAUUUUACAACUCAUUAAAAGAAAAACAUUCUGACUUCACCGUGGCCACCAUAGAGAAAGAACUGGUUAACAGCUGCCUGGAUACAAAAGGAAAAGAACACCGUUUGUGUUAUUACAUUGGGGCAACAAGCGAUGCAGCCACGAAGAUCAUCAGCGCGGUCAGCCGCCCAAUGAGUGCUCAUGUGCCUGUGUCGAAGAUAUGUGAGAAACUGAAGAAGAAUGACAUUCAGAUCUGUGAGCUCAAAUAUGAAAGGAAACUGGACUUAAACUCGGUGGAUCUCUCCAAGAUGAGAGUGGCUGAGCUGAAGAAGAUCCUGGAGAGCUGGGGAGAAGUGUGCAGAGCAUGCAUAGAGAAAACAGACUUUGUGAACUUGAUUAAGGAGCUGGCACCUAAGUAUACGCUUACAAACCCCAAAUCAGACCUUUGAUACUUGUGCCAACCUCGUGCUUGCUAUGGAUGCCACUCCACAUACUCUGGCAGAAGAGGUACUUUGUCUCCCCGGGUCCCGUGACAAGAAGAGAAAGCCCUUUGUCCACCUACAGUAGAGCUGGUGAUGAAGAAGGAAGUGUGAAACACUAGCUACUGUUACCAGCAACUGAGCCAUAAAGGAUGAUUCUGCCAAGAGGACACAAGCUUGUUCAGCCUCCUGUAUUGAGCUACUGAAAGCUGAACAUAGAGAGGCUGGUAUCACUAGAGAGAUCUCUGCUGUAUGUAUGACUGUGCUUAUCUGAGCCAAUAAUUCCCGUAAAGUUAGGGCUUUGUUAUCAUACUGAUUCAGAGAUACAAGUUGCUCUCAGAAAUAAUAAUGAUACUUGGCCUCUUGUACCUUCCAUCAAAGGAUCUCAAACAUUAUAAAUUACUGCUUGUUUCACAACAAUCCUAAGAAGAAGGUAGAUAUAGAAUCAUAGAACUGUGGGGCUGGAAGGGACUUCAAGAGGUCAUCAAGUCCAGCCCCUGUACUGAGGCAGGACCAAAUAAACCUAGACCAUCUCUAA
Malaclemys terrapin pileata is the source of this 1141-nucleotide messenger RNA. RefSeq names its product cerebral dopamine neurotrophic factor (gene CDNF). The record is from RefSeq and is a predicted model, not a curated record. The transcript has 5 exons. NCBI's taxonomy places the organism in Eukaryota, Metazoa, Chordata, Testudines, Emydidae. The coding region runs from base 1 to 573 and encodes 190 amino acids. Gene Ontology annotation, biological process: neuron projection development; dopaminergic neuron differentiation. Gene Ontology annotation, cellular component: endoplasmic reticulum.